Messenger RNA from Rosa chinensis, 2195 nucleotides. RefSeq names its product DNA-directed RNA polymerase V subunit 5C. Lineage: Eukaryota; Viridiplantae; Streptophyta; Magnoliopsida; Rosales; Rosaceae. Gene Ontology annotation, molecular function: DNA-directed RNA polymerase activity; DNA binding. Gene Ontology annotation, biological process: DNA-templated transcription. The record is from RefSeq and is a predicted model, not a curated record. The transcript has 3 exons. Bases 225 to 674 code for a protein of 149 amino acids.
CGCUAGAUAUUUCCCCCUCCCCACUCCACCUAAACACUCCCUCUCUCUCACAACCAAAACCAAAGAGACGAGAGAGAGAGAGAGAGAGAAUGGCUACCGUGGUGCUGGACGACGCCGUUUCGGGUGGCGGUGGAGGAGGCCGGGCGGGAUGCAUGACGAGCCACGACGUCGUCGGUGGAGGGAGCUUGGAGAGCUAAAGGUACUACGUGUCUCGUCGUACGGUGAUGGAGAUGCUGAGCGACCGAGGCUACGACGUCGCCGACUCGGACCUCACUCGCUCGCUCACUGAGUUCCGUACCGGGUUCGGCCAAAACCCUGACCUCGACCGCCUCACCAUCUGCGCCUCUCUCCGCUCCAAUUCCAAGAACAAGAUUAUGGUCAUCUUCUGUGGAACUGAUGAAAUCAGAAAGGCGAGUGUUCGUGCCAUUUAUGCUAACCUCCUGAACAAAGAUAUAAGCUCUCUCAUGCUUGUCCUGCAAAGUAAAAUGAACUCCUAUGCUCGAAAAGAACUGGAAAACUAUCCUUACAAAGUUGAAACUUUUCACAUCUCUGAACUGCUGGUCAAUGUUACAAAGCAUGUUUUACAGCCAAAGUAUGAGAUACUUUCUACUGAAGAAAAGAAACAUCUGCUAAGGAAGUACAAGUUGGAAGACAAGAAGGUAACUAUUUGCUGACAUAAUCAUUCCUAUGUUCAAGGAUAAUCUUUAAAUGGUUAAGUUUGUCUUGAUUGAGUAUGGAGGUCUCUUGAACACUAAUUUACAUGCUUGAUAAGAACAUGUGGACUGUCCGUCCUUCCUUCUGGCCCAUAAAGAAUGAUAUUUAAUGGGGGGUGGAAAUAAUUACCUCACCUAAAAGGUAGAACGAAUCUAACAUUCCAUGUCAUACGAGGGGGCAGUCACUACUUCAACUGAUGGUGGGGCAGCAAGGGAUAUUUUAGGCUUGCCAUAUCUUCUCAGUGUUUCAAACUUCUAUGCCAUAAUCUGUUAAUGUUUAGUCUUGAAUGAGUAAAACAAAAGGAAGCAAGUGAGUUCAUGUGACCUCUUGAUCCUUGGUUGUUGUUUCUGUAGAAGUGCUUUACUCUAUUUGUUAGGAGUAUAGAAUUCAAUCAAAUGAUCUCUUUGUUCUCACAGACUGCUUAUAGCAUGGAAAGUUGAUUUCUCUUUUGGAAGUCCAUCCAAUCCUAAAGCAACUUUACCUAAAGCUGGUCACUAGUAAACCUACAAGUAAUUAGUGAAUUUGCACUCAGUCUUUAUUUUCACAUGGAUUCUUAGAAACCAUUUUUGGGUGGAUGAAUUGGAUUCUCAGUGUUAUAUCUUAGAGUAUAGGGUAAUGAAGUGUCAUUGAGGAAGGGUAUUUGUGAGUUAAGAGAGAACAGAUUUGAAUGCAGUGUCACUUGACCGUCCUCCCUUUUUAUUCUAGAAAUGUAUGGCAUAACUAGCAUUUGUUCCAUUUAAAUCUGUGGAGAAGGGCAGAAUAUAGAAGCAAGGUAGUCUCAUCCUAAGUAGAACUGUCACAUAACUUGAGGCCAUAAAGAUUUUGUCGCAAAAGGUCCACAGAUAUCUAUGUGAAUCAAUUGCAAGAAAAUAGUGCUUCUAGUUGCUGUUUUCUUUUUCUAUUUAGCAUACUUGCUUUUUACACAUUCAAUGCAGUCAAUUAAGUUCAGAUUCCGUGUUUAACUAGAAGAUGUAAUCUUUCUUUAGAAACAUGUUCUAAUCUUCUGUGUGAUACAUACGCAGAAUUUUCAAUAAAAUUUUUUUUUCUCUUAGAACCAAUCACAGUAACAGUUUCAAUACUAGCAUCAUUCACACAAUCUCAUUCUCAAGCAAAAGUACUUCUUUAGAAACAGAAGAUGAAGCAGUAGAAGAAGCUGAAAUCAACCAAUAAUCAUUAGGGAGCACUUCUAAUGAGAACCACUUUAAUGAAGACUAGUUGAGGAUUUCUAAUCAACGGUUUGGGAGAUUGAUUUUUUGAUUAUAUUACGGUAAAUCAAUCAUUAGAUGUUUAUGUAUGCAUGAGUAAAUCAAUUCUGAAAAGAAAAAAAAAAUAUAAGAUCGUAGUUUUUUUGAAUCUUUUGAUUGUUGCCAUAAAUGGUUUAUUAUAUUUAUACCUCCUAUUUUGGGAUCACAAUAAUCAUUGGAGGUUCAGUUUUAUAAAAGGAAUGUGAGACACAUCAAGACAAAAGUAGAAGAGUUGAU